CAUAAGCGGGCGGUACAGCUCAAGACCAACUUGUCAAAGUUCGUUAUUGUCGACCAUAUCAGAUAUAUAUAAAAUACUUAAAAUCCUACACUCGAUUGAUUUAAACCAAAAAGAAUUCAGUUUAAACUAGUUAAAGCUAUUUUUCUAACAAAAUAUAGUUAAAAUAUGUUUGGGGGCUGAUUAGAGGUACCCCGACCGUAUACGGCCCAGUAAGUAGUUUAUGUGGCGGUAUUGUCAGCCAUAUUGUCUCUGAGACAGCAGAAAUCACACUCAAGAGACGAGUAUACAGCAGAGGGAAAAGAAGGAACUUUGUUAAAAGUCAGAUUUGUUGAUAAAAUUUGGGAUCACGACUUACUCCCCAAGCUGUCCCAAGGCACCUCCAGUGGCCCCUUGCCCACAGGCGAGGCCCCCCUUAAACCCCUUGCCCUGUCAGGAAGAGAUCUUACCCCCCCUCCUUCCCCUCCCUCCCUACCUCCCUCCCUCCUUCCCUUCCUCCUUCCUUAUCCAUCCUUUGCUGGUGUGGUAACAGCCUCCCCUUCCUCACCUCUGCCAAGCUGUGGGACAUGUCAGGACCCGUGCCUAGCCGGGCCCGCGUGUACACAGAGGUCAACACACACCGCCCCAGGGAGUACUGGGACUACGAGUCUCAUGUGGUGGAAUGGGGAAACCAAGACGACUUCCAGUUGGUGAGAAAGCUGGGGCGUGGGAAGUACAGUGAGGUCUUUGAAGCCAUCAACAUCACAAACAACGAGAAGGUGGUGGUGAAAAUACUCAAGCCUGUGAAGAAAAAGAAGAUCAAGCGUGAAAUCAAGAUACUGGAGAACCUGAGAGGAGGGCCUAACAUUAUCUCCCUCAUAGAUAUCGUUAAAGACCCAGUGUCCCGUACACCUGCCUUGGUCUUUGAACAUGUCAACAAUACUGACUUUAAGCAAUUGUACCAGACUCUAACGGACUACGACAUUCGAUUCUACAUGUACGAAAUCCUAAAGGCCCUCGAUUACUGCCACAGCAUGGGGAUUAUGCACAGGGACGUGAAACCGCACAACGUGAUGAUUGAUCACGAACACCGCAAGCUGCGCCUUAUUGACUGGGGUCUGGCUGAGUUUUACCAUCCAGGACAGGAGUACAAUGUCAGGGUGGCGUCCCGCUACUUCAAAGGACCCGAGCUGCUAGUCGACUACCAGAUGUAUGACUACAGUCUGGAUAUGUGGAGUCUGGGCUGCAUGCUGGCCAGCAUGAUUUUCAGGAAAGAGCCUUUCUUCCACGGCCAUGAUAACUAUGACCAGUUGGUGAGGAUAGCCAAGGUGCUGGGGACUGAAGACCUGUAUGACUACAUUGACAAGUACAACAUUGAGCUGGAACCCCGCUUCAAUGACAUCCUGGGAAGGCACUCUCGUAAGCGGUGGGAGAGGUUUGUCCACAGCGAGAACCAGCACCUGGUGAGCCCCGAGGCGCUGGACUUCCUGGACAAGCUGCUGCGCUACGACCACCAGGCCCGUCUGACGGCCCGCGAGGCCAUGGAGCACACCUACUUCUAUCCUAUUGUGAAAGACCAGUCUCGAAUGGCGGGUUCAGCUAACCUGCCCGGUGGGAAUACAGCUGUGAGCACAGCCGGCAUGAUCACUGGAAUCUCUGCCCUGCCGGCGUCUACUGCCCUGGGCGCGCUGACGGGCUCACCUGUCCUCUCUGCUGCCACCACUGCCAUGAGCACCCCCAUGCCCGCUGCUGCUAGUGUACCCCAGUAAUGGAUGGCUCCUCCUACUUCCUGGGGAGGGCGGACGACCGACCGGUGCCAUUCUGCCAGUCCAAUUCACCUGAACGUAUUACCGUCUGACUGUUCCUCUUCUCAGAAUGAACGCGUUCAACCUGACAUUUGAAAUGAAUGUUCUGUCUGUGUCGUGAAAACAUACAGGUAUUCCUUUCAUUUUGACAACAUAAUAGUAGCAAGCUAAAUAAUGCGUGUGUAUGUGUGCAUAUGUUCACUGUCUAAAAAUGAGUGAUGGACAUUUGUCUGUACAGUAUAUUCCAAAUACACUGGGUAGGUUAUUGACAAAAGCUAAAUACUUGGCAAGAACAACUGUAAGCAAUUCUCAAACUCAGUCUAGAACUGUAACCACCCCACCUCACAAGGCUCUCUUCUGUGGUACACAGAAGGGUUUUGGUGCUGUUCCCUGCUCCAGGUGAGUACUCUGAAGCCUCCUCAAUCUGCAUAUUCUAAAGGACACUUCAACACCUCUUGCCUGAAUAAUUUUGACUUGCCGUUCUCUUAGACUAGAUACCAGGCCUUUGAUAUGUUUCCCCUCAUCGUUUUUUGUUUUUGUACUGAAAUGCUGUAGAGUGCUGAAUGACGUUCAGUUUUGUGUUGAAAUGGCCCUGAUGCAUUGUCCUUUUUGAUUACAAAUGUAUCCAUUCAGGGUUAUUUUAUUUUCCUUCAUACUUGCUGCUUUCCAGUUUCUUGAAUUACUUCAAGUCAUAACCAAAGCUUACUCAAUCUUGGAAAGAGACUUACCAAACAUUCAAAGUUCUGUGAGGGGAGAAAGAGUUACUCUUGAAAAUGCAUAAUGUGAGCUGAAUACUGAUUUGUGGAGAAAAAAUAGGUUGUGUAAAAUAUAAACAGAUUAUAAUUGCACCGGAGUUGAGUUGAAUUAAAUGUUUCUGUACUUGUGUUUUGGAGGAAAGUAAGAUGUUUUUCCUUUUUUUGUAUUUAGUUUGUUUCAGAGGUAGGGCUUGUGAUUGAUCGCCUACGCUUAGAUGUGGAAAAAAGUGUUAGUGACGGGUUGAAUUUUCCCAGUGUUUUAGUGCCAGAGAUGGAAGGCUUGUGAGCGAAGACACUGCUGUACAUAUGCAUCUUUUUUCCAUUGGAAAUUUCUCAACAUGCAAUGACUACAAUACAUGCAAAAUCAACUUGAUUAUAAAGUAUGAGUCCUUACAUCACUGUAUAUAUUUUUAUGUCCCCAUGUAGAAGACUAGUAUUUGAAAAGUUGUGUAAAUAAACAUGUUUUAUUUAUCAAA
This is a messenger RNA of Hypomesus transpacificus, 3012 nucleotides long. It is a transcript of the gene csnk2a4, whose product is annotated as casein kinase 2, alpha 4 polypeptide. The record is from RefSeq and is a predicted model, not a curated record. Gene Ontology annotation, molecular function: protein serine/threonine kinase activity; ATP binding. Gene Ontology annotation, cellular component: nucleus; cytosol; protein kinase CK2 complex. The coding region runs from base 564 to 1745 and encodes 393 amino acids. Gene Ontology annotation, biological process: protein phosphorylation. The transcript is spliced from 13 exons. NCBI's taxonomy places the organism in Eukaryota, Metazoa, Chordata, Actinopteri, Osmeriformes, Osmeridae.